Molecule: messenger RNA, 5558 nt
Organism: Dermacentor silvarum
Lineage: Eukaryota; Metazoa; Arthropoda; Arachnida; Ixodida; Ixodidae
Product: sodium-coupled monocarboxylate transporter 1-like
Exons: 17
Coding region: 413-2203 (596 amino acids)
Biological process (GO): transmembrane transport; sodium ion transport
Cellular component (GO): membrane
Molecular function (GO): symporter activity
Source: RefSeq, a predicted model, not a curated record
ACGGCGUUUCUAUCGGAACGAUGAGCAGAAGCUGCCGCACACGCCGAAUGAUGUUCUCCUGACGCGGCGCGACCCUUCACCAUCGCCUGGGGUUACAUUACGCGCUUCUCUCUUGUCGCAACAAUCCGUGUAACGUUGCUCCGUCCGGUAUCGGGAUGCGCGAGUGAAACUGAUUCGUUCCUUGGCGAGAGAGUUGCGGCGUUUUGUUUCGCUGCGCGCGGGAACUUCUCGAGCGAAGUCGAACUUCGGCGAGGGUGAUCGUCUUCGCGCAUCUUGGCAUUGAGUUCAUUGACAUUGUGUGACUCCGAUGUCUGCGAAGACCUGUUCGCACGCGCAGAUCUCCUCCGCAUUGCCCAUUUAGGUGACUACUUUCGUUUCGGCGCCCGUGCCGCUAGAAAUAUACAGAUCGAACAUGGAUGACGUGCCUAGGUUUACGGUAGCGGACUACAGCGUGAUGUGCCUGAUGCUGUGUGUGUCUUCAGGCAUCGGUAUCUACUUCGCCUGGCACGACCGGCACGAUGUGUCGAACAAAUCGUUUCUCAUGGGCAACCGGAAGCUGGGUGUGUUCCCUGUGUCAAUGUCCUUGAUUGCGAGCUUCCAGUCGGCGACUACGGUGCUUGGCUAUCCCGCCGAAAUGUACUACAAGGGGACCCAGUUUUGGGUGGCCAUCUUCGGGCUGGCCAUCUCCAACGUGAUCGCCGCCGAACUUUUUUUGCCCGUGCUGUAUAAUCUCAACAUGACCAGCGUCAACACGUACCUGGAGAGGCGCUUCUCGGGAUCUGUCAGGACGUUAGGCUCACUAUCCUUCAUAACAAAUACGUUAUUAUACAUGGGAGUCGUCCUAUACGGGCCCUCAGUCGCAUUAGAAUCAGUGACGGGGCUUCCUGUCUGGGCAUCUAUUCUCUUCCUGGGAUUGAUUUGCACGUUUUAUACUGUGCUGGGCGGCAUGAAGGCGGUCGUGUGGACGGACACCUUUCAGAUGACCGUCAUGAUACUUGGACUGACCACUGUCGUUGUUCUGGGCGUUAUCAAGGUCGGAAGCAUAGAGAAGGUGUGGACGACGGCGGAGGAGGGCGGCCGCAUACAGUUUUUCAAUACGCAGGUGGACACACAGUCGUCGGUUACCUUGUGGAACGUGCUGCUGGGGACUACGUUCAUCUGGCUCGCCUCGUACGGCACCAGCCAGACGCAGGUGCAGCGCUUCUGCAGCGUCCCCAGUCUCAGGCAAGCCAAGAUAGCGCUGUACGUGAAUAUUCCUGGAGUGAUGAUCAACAUCAGCCUGGGCUGCGUAGCCGGACUCGUGAUCUAUGCAAAUUAUCCCAACUGUGAUCCCCUCAAGUCUGGCAAGAUCUCCAAGUCGGACCAGCUCAUCCCGUUCUUUGUGAUGAAGACGCUGAGUGUAGUGCCUGGCCUCCCUGGCCUCUUCGUAGCUUGCGUAUUCAGCGGAGCUCUCAGUACGUUGUCGUCGGGCUUCAACUCGCUUGCAGCAGUCACGUGGGAAGACUUCAUAAGAAAGUGGUCGCACGUCAGCGAGAAGAAGGCAGCCCUUAUCACCAGGGGCGUCGCUUCUGCUUACGGAAUUCUCACAAUCGGGCUGGCCUUCCUGGCUGGAAGCAUUGGCUCUAUACUCAAGGCGGCCUUCGCCAUGUCUGGAGCCCUGUCGGGACCGCUUCUGGGAGUCUUCAUGCUGGGUAUGCUGCUGCCUUCCUGCAAUGGGAAAGGCGCCCUGUGUGGCCUGCUGCUCGGCCAGGUGAUCUGCUUGUGGGUGGUCGUGGGUUCGCUGUCCAGCGUGCCCUUGAACGAGGACUUGCCCACGUCGACCUCCGGCUGCGUGCGACACGACAACACCACGGUGUACGACUUGUUUGGCUUAGAAGAUGCCGUGGACGAGAUUCCCGCGGAUCGCCCAAAGGGUAUCGAGCUGCUGUACCGGCUGUCGCAUCUGUUGGUGCCCCUGCUGGGAUUCGUCGUGACCGUGUUCACGAGUACCAUCGUCAGCCUCUUUACAGGAAUGAACGAGGGAAAACUCCACGACCCGGAGCUUUUCACCCGAUGCGUGGCCAGACGCUUUACCGCGCCCGAUGACAAAGAGGCCGGGAAGUCCAUGGUCACCGUCGACGGCUGCAACGAUCCCAGCAUCCGGGACCAACCAGAAGUCAGCAUAUCAAAUGUGUCCAAAGACCGCGCAAGCACGAACUUGUAACCACUGCCUUCCGCGUAGCUGUAGUAGUGCCAACACCUUUCAUUCCUUUAUAUAUAUACGCGGCAUUUUCGUCGGAGGACCGCACGAGCUUUGUAAAGCGAUGAGUGGCUGUCUUGGGUGCGAUUCCUCUGGACCAAGCUGUGAUCUUCAUAGCAAGACUUCUUUUUUUUUUUUUUUUUCACUGCUUGCUGCGACACUUCGCGUAUUACGGACCAUAUUUUCUCUGUUGAACAUGUUGUCUUAUUUGUGCUGUUGUGCAAUGCCGAUGAGUUGCUAGGAAUUAGAAUGCGCUGGUUUUCUAUAAGAUGUUUGUCGUAAUAACGUUCGAGAAGUUGCAGUCCGCAGUAGAACUGCGAGUUGGGUUGAUCUCUCCUUGACCUCUCUGUGUCCUCUUUUCUUUCUUAUUUUUCAUUAUUGCAAGGCAGUUUCCCAUCUUGUAAUUUAUGCAGCGCUCCCGAAUAAAACGGGAACAACAGAAAAGGAAGUGCGCAGGACAAGCGCUCACACUCGUUCAUUUAAUAAACGUAGUCGCUAGUGUCAGCGCUAUAACCUUGUGAACUUCAUAUAUGCUGCUGUCCCCGUUUUUUUUUUUUUUUUUUCGUCUUCUUUUUCUGAGUUCUGCGCAAAUCACAAAAUGAGUGCGGGCCAAUUUGCUCCGUUUUCGAUCUGUGCCUGUGCCUAACAUUCAUCGCAUUUCACAGUUAUUUUUUGUCUGUUGUGAUACUUACUACAUUCUUCCAUCGUACGUAAACGCGAUUAUAGCACAUGCAAAUUCCCUUACGUGUGCAGUCGUUUUAUUGUGGAACGCGAUUUAAAAAAUAUAUAUAUGAAAGCUCGAAGCGGAAUGACAGUCAUUGAGCAUCAAGUGCACGACUUUGCUUCUCAGAAGGCGAUAGUAUUCAGGCAAUUUUAGGCAAAAACGUGCUUGCUUUUGUUGCCCGAAGGCCUCUGGUGUUCGUUGAAUCUGUAACCCUCAAGUCCAGUGGUGAUCGAGCUAUAGAUAGCCUAUACGACUGAUACAAUGGGAAGGACUGGACAUAGACUACACGCUGCUUAGCCAUUUAUUGUCACAAUGGAUUUGUGUGAAAAAAAAAAAACAGCAUUAUGCGGCCGUGAUAGCUUCACGGCUCUACCUUACACCGUCAACAUUUCAGAGCAGCUUCUCAGUACCGUGCGCUAGCACAGAAUAGAUUUGCUAGCGUAGCCUUCAACUAAAUGAAAGCAUAGACGAUUGCACCAGCGCUGAUCGCGAGAUUUUGUGACGCUGUGUUCAGCCAGAAAGCGCGGAAUUCUUGUUGCAAUGACCGACCGUGCUCCGUUCAUUUGCCGGCGUAAAUAUAUCGGUACCGAAUAAUUAUCACGAUGGUAUAUUUCCAUACAUCUCGAAGGUAAGGUUCAUGGAACAAGCUAAUUUUGGGGGGACAUUAGAGUUUAUUUUAGUUCAAUUUUGUGGUUUUGCGUGCUUAAACCACGAACCACCAACUCCGGAUUAGUUUAACCACAUCGGUUGCUUUAACGAGCACUCAAUGCACGGUAAACAAGCGUUUUUGUAUUUUUUCUUCGCGAAGCAUAAUCGGUCGCUCAGCGUAGAGAGGUCAAGCGACGACAAACCACAGCACAGCUUGUGACUAAAGGUGGACAAACUUGUGCCGGGAUUUAGAAGGACGUUCAUAUAGGUUGGAAUAGGUAGGCUUAGUUUGAAAUAGGCGAGGUUAGGAUACGGUGAGGUUAGGUUGGUGUACGUUUGGUUAAGUAGGUCAGGCUGGCGUAAAAUUGGUUAAGUUAGGUUAACUUAGCAGAGGCGUACUAGCGUGAAUGUGUAUCGGAAGGCGUAGAGCACGAGCAGCAGCUAGCAGCGAUAUUUUUUGAGGCUGAUUUCAACCGAGUUCGCAUAGCCGUAAGCUGCGAUAUUAGAUGGCGCAUUUACUGCAAUAGCCGACUGUGUUAUGCCUUCGUCUACCUAAACAUGUCGAAAGCGAGUAAUUGCCAAGAUGUUUUCGCACCUUUUCUCUUUCAAGGUUAAGGGUCAUUCAAUACAAGAACGUUGCUGGUGUUAUGGUAGACCCAGUCGUAAUAGGGGGUUUUAGUAUAGCGGAAAACGCUUACGUUAGCGUGCGACGCAACGCUAACGGGAUGAAAGGCUGCACUGCACGGUACAAGGUAGUGUUUUAGAAUAGCGGAACGGAGCAGAACGCUAACGCCAACGCAAAUACACUUGGGCGCCAUCUCGAGGCGGAUACAGCAAACAUGAGCAAACCCUCUCGUUAAGCCUACUCCGCCGCUAAUCGAGAACGUAUAUCGAAAACAACGCCCAUUUGUCACCUGUACGCCGCUGUCGAAGCAUCAUCACACAAAUCAAACACGAACAUUAGUGGGGAACGAAUGAGCCGAACAGCGCAGGCCGACAACUCGAUAGAUCCGAAGUGGACGGACGGCUCUCGCUUCAACAGGCGCCGCCAUCUUGCCCUACGUACGGAAUCCCUUGCGUGCGUUAGCGUUGAACGCUAUAUUCCGGAAAUUGCGUACGUACGUAAGAGUUCUGGCUACGUUUAAGUUCUGCGCAUGCCCAAUUUGCAGCACGCAACGCUAACGCUAAUUCCUUGAGUUUGCUGUUUUCCGCUAUACUAAAGCUUCCUAAUAUAUCGGUACCAGCACUACUGUUUCGGAAUACCUGUUCUAGUACUGGUACACUAGUGCGUGCACUAACGUCUCUGCUAUGCUAAUCUUUCAAAUGUGCUGCCUCUCGUGAGGUUGCGGUUUGUAACUGGCAUGUACUGCGCCUAUAUUAGUGCCUGCUAAGAAUGUCUGUGGAGUGCAUUAGAAAUGGUAUGUUCUUAUACUAUUUCUUUUCGCUCGUGGUAAAGAAAAGUGCAGCUACAUCUUUCACAUAUUAUAUCGGUACUGCGAGCAGUGCGCGAACACGGUCUGUAGCGUUCUUAGAGCUUCGGUGAAACCAUCCUGUGUUCGAACUUUUCGCGCGUCAUUGUAUUGCAGUUGUGUUGUACAUACUAUUUUUCUACGGCGAGCGACCACAUACUUAAAAACAAGCAUUCGUUUCGUCUACAUUAUUUACAUUGCUUUCUACGCAACAGCUUUACCACACUUUUACGCUGCUCAUCGCGUGUUUAGUCACGUCGGAAAGGUGCACCGUUUUUUUUUUUUUUAUGACUGUGACAUUUCUUGGAGUGACAAGUGAAAAGUGAUUUGCAUACCGAGCUUGUGUGUUCAGUUACUUGAACCGUGCAGUAGUGAAUGAGAAAACCCCAUGUGCUCACAAAUCACUCAUGAAAUGUUUGCCCAUGUUUGCCAGCGCCCUGCCCUAUAAGAAAUUAAACUCUCACUCCUUCGUCGCGAA